GUCAUAAUGAUAUACAGGCUAUAGGGGGCAGCAUACAAGCUCGUGCCUGGUAAAAAGACCACACAACCACAAAAAAAUACCACAUCUGCUUCACUUCACACAACGGUUCCGCAGUUGUUGUAGGCAUCUGAAGGACAUGCUUUAAUGUAAGCUACAGUGAAGUCAUGGAAUCAUCAACCAACCCUGAGGACUCGGACUCCACAUUAAGACGACCAAUGAAUGCCUUCUUGUUGUUCUGCAAGCGUCAUCGUAGCAUGGUAAAGACCGGCCAUCCAUGGCUAGACAACCGAUCUUGCACCAAGAUGUUGGCUGACAUGUGGGCAGUCUUAGACUGGGAGGAAAAGUCCAAAUAUCUGCAACUAGCCAAAGAUUGUAAGUUGGCAUUUAUGAAGGCACACCCUGAUUAUAAAUGGUGCGGCUCCAAUAAGCAGAACACGAAGGGCACCAGUCCGGCCAUGCGAACAAGGAAAUCACCAAGCAAAGCUGUGCAGAAGACCAAUAGUGUAGUCUGGUCACCAGACUGCUGGUCACAACACAAUGAUGUGUCGCCUUUGAGUGGCAUUUCUGCAGGAAAGCUCGCUGAUCCAUGUGAUAUGGGAGGAUUGAGUUUAUUAUUACUCGCUGGUGAGCAAUCGAUGAGUAAACCAUCCAACGUGAGUCCUGCAGUAUCACAGACACCACUGUCACCCAAGUCCAGACUCUUUGAGUUUGCUGAGAUGUGCUCAGAUCAGCUGGACAUUGAACGGAACUCUGAGAAACUCGACACAGAUGAUGAACCUUCACCACUCUACAAGACAGACUACAAUGCUAACUGUGCAUGGAUCAAUACAUCCAAUGUGAAGCAUGAAACAAUUACCAAUCUGGACACAUGUGUUGAGGAGAAUCAGAAAGUAUCCAAUGCAGCUACAGACAAUCACAGCACGAGACGUGCAAAGGAUGAUUGCCAACACGUACAUGUACCCACAAGGGAAACAACAGUCAUGAAACAGUCAUCGACUCUCAUGAAAGAGUCACAGACUCUCAUGAAACAGUCACAGUCACUCAUGAAACAGUCACAGACUCUCAGGACAGACGUGAAAGUUGAAUCAUAUAGCAGUCCAUGCCAGACAUUCAAGUUCAAUAAUGGCAUAGAUGAGAAGCAGGGUGUGGACGUGCAAGAUCUGCCAUCUUGUAGUGAUGCAGAUAACUGGAUGGAAGAACAGUAUGCUAGAAGAACUUCAUCUAGGUCUUGUAAGGGACGACUCUACAGAGAAUUUGUCAUGGAAGGCAUGUUGGAGUCACUGCAGAGACCAGAACGGCCAUUCAAUUGCAAGAAGACAUGGAGGCAUCCAGACGGUUGCAGCCUUAGCGAUGGGGAUGACGUGGGGUUCCAACCUAGUCCUGACAAACCGAAACGUCCCAGCAGAAGAAAGGUCCGCAAAAGAACUGUCAGUGGUUGCAGUUCACUCCCACACACGCUGGAUUUUGACUAUGGUGAAAUUGACGUGGAGGCCCGCCUUGCUUCUUUGCCCCAAUACUCCCCUGAUCAGUUCAAACCUAAAGGCAGAUGCCAUCGUCUGAAGAAAUCCACAUGUCUCUAUAAGAAUGCUACAUUUGUCAAAAAGGAAGGCCGAUGCCCUGCAAGACACAAAGGGCAAUCAAAGAGCACAUGCAGUUCAUCAAAACAGGUUGGAGUUACUGGAAGCCGUAAACGCAAAGCCCCCAAGUCCAGCAUUCACCAUCUCACACUGUCACACAAGGAAACUUCAUCUCAAGUCUCGCCAAGUAUCUCGGGCAAUCUUGGGCAAUCAGUUGUCAGCAAUCAGACCCCACUAACCUGCAAACCUUGCACAGCAGUCAGCAGUCAGUCAGUGCAGAUACAGACAUCCCACAAGAGAGAAAGUAUCGGAGGCAUUGUCAAUGUAUCAGGGGUGGUAACCCAAGCAUUCACAAGUCCCUUGAUAACUGAUUCCCAUCACCUGCCAAGAACCACAAGCCACGUCAUGACAGCUGCUUCCUCUCUGCACCGAUCAGUACUCACUGUAUCCUAGCAACAAUCAUCUCCAAGGUUUGGUCUAUCGCAUGAACCAGUAGCAGUUGUAUUCUUGCCAAUGUGUUCUCUCGAGACAUGGUUUUAAAAACCAUUCAGUUCUUCAAUAUCUAGUUUACUGUUUUAUCUUUACAUUUCGUUACCAUUUAAACUCUUC
Molecule: messenger RNA, 2186 nt
Organism: Patiria miniata (bat star)
Lineage: Eukaryota; Metazoa; Echinodermata; Asteroidea; Valvatida; Asterinidae
Exons: 10
Coding region: 165-2030 (621 amino acids)
Biological process (GO): regulation of transcription by RNA polymerase II
Cellular component (GO): nucleus
Molecular function (GO): DNA-binding transcription factor activity, RNA polymerase II-specific; RNA polymerase II transcription regulatory region sequence-specific DNA binding
Source: RefSeq, a predicted model, not a curated record